UUAUAACUUCGUUCUCUUCCAAAGUCUGCAUUUUUAUUUGUUCUUCUUACGAGACUGAUACUUCAACAAGAUCGAUCCCUAAAAUCCGAUACUCAAAUCUCCAGGUUGAUUCCUUGAUUUUACUACCUGAAGAGAUUUCUGAUUGAAAGGAUUUAUUAUGAGUGUUCGAUGGCCAAGAGUUCUAACGCCAAGUCUUCUUUCACAAAUCCUAAAGAAGCAGAAGAACCCAGUAACAGCACUUAAACUUUUUGAGGAAGCAAAAGAGAGGUUUCCGAGUUACGGUCACAAUGGUUCGGUGUAUGCCACUAUGAUUGAUAUCCUUGGUAAAUCCAAUCGUGUGUCGGAGAUGAGAUAUGUCAUUGAGAGGAUGAAGGAUGAUUCUUGUGAAUGUAAAGAUUCGGUUUUUGCAUCUGCGAUCCGUACAUUCUCCAGAGCAGGAAGGCUGGACGAUGCCGUUUCUCUCUUCAAGAGCCUCCAUGAGUUCAAUUGUGUGAACUGGACUCUUUCUUUUGACACUCUUUUGCAGGAGAUGGUUAAAGAGUCUGAGCUCGAAGCUGCGUGUCGAAUAUUCAAGAAGUAUUGUUAUGGGUGGGAGGUGAAUUCUCGUCUCACGGCUCUGAAUUUGCUUAUGAAGGUUCUGUGCCAGGUCAGUCGUUCUGACUUGGCGUCUCAGGUUUUUCAAGAGAUGAAUUACCAGGGUUGUUAUCCUGACAGAGACAGUUACAGGAUCUUGAUGAAGGGGUUUUGUCUAGAGGGGAAACUUGAUGAAGCCACUCACCUCUUGUAUUCAAUGUUCUGGAGGAUCUCACAGAAAGGUUCAGGUGCGGACAUUGUGGUUUAUAGAAUUCUAUUGGAUGCGUUGUGUGAUGCUGGGGAGGUUGAUGAGGCUAUUGAAAUUCUUGGUAAAAUCUUAAGAAAAGGACUAAAGGCUCCAAAACGAUGUUACCAUCAUAUCGAAGCUGGUCACUGGGAGGGUACCAGUGAAGGUAUAGAGCGGGUGAAACGACUAUUGACCGAGACUUUGAUCCGAGGCGCAAUUCCCAGUUUGGAUAGUUAUAGUGCCAUGGCUACUGAUCUUUUUGAGGAAGGUAAGCUUGUUGAAGGUGAAGAGGUGCUUCUUGCAAUGCGAAGAAAAGGCUUUGAGCCAACACCAUUUAUUUACGGGGCCAAGGUUAGAGCACUGUGUAAAGCCAGGAAGCUGGAAGAAGCAGUUACUGUAAUCAAUAAGGAGAUGAUGGAAGGUCAUUGCCUUCCAACAGUUGGAGUGUAUAAUUUGCUUAUUAAAGGUUUAUGCGAUGAAAGAAAAUCCAUGGAGGCUGUUGGAUAUCUCAAAAAGAUGUCUAAACAAGUCUCUUGUGUAGCGAACGAAGAAACAUAUCAAACUCUAGUGGAUGGUUUGUGUCGAGAUGGUCAAUUUCUUGAAGCGAGUCAGCUCAUGGAGGAGAUGUUGAUAAAAUCAUUCUUUCCUGGUGUUGAAACUUAUAAUGUAAUGAUAAAAGGUCUUUGUGAUAUGGACCGGCGGUAUGAAGCAGUGAUGUGGUUAGAAGAAAUGGUUAGUCAGGAUAUGGUGCCGGAGUCUUCUGUGUGGAAAGCUUUGGCUGAGUCUGUCUGUUCUGGAGCCUCGGAUGUUGUUGAGAUUCUUGAGCAUUUAAGUAGCAACAAACGUUAAUCAUAUAACUACCGUUGCUUGAUCUGUGAACUUAACAAGUAUGAUGAUGCUAUGUGAGAGCCGGCAACAUUUUGAGAUUGUGACAUGUUUAUGUGCAUGUAGCGCCUCCCUUUUCAAGGAGGUCGAUACCUGCAGUUCUGGCUUCCAUUCAAGAAGAACACUGACUGGCUUUAAUUAAGUCAUAUGGUUUAUGAUUCUGAGGCUAUGGUUCAUUUAAUGAUUCUCAAGAUUGCUUAUGUUCUUCAAGAACAAGAAACUCUAGUUCCUGUCAGAGAAUCUGUUCGAAGAAAGAUGGACAAUUCAGAAUUAGGUAUUCAACCGGUUGGUCUGUUGCUUCUGACUUGUGAGAUCAAUGAGGCCACAUAUAAUACAUAUUGAUGCUCCAUGCCCUCAUUGUAUCAUCAUUUAGUUAAAACGGUUUUUGUGAAAUGUAAUUGUUUGAAUUAACAGUUUCUUUGACGUUUACAUAAUAUUAAUUUCAUUUUUUUU
Molecule: messenger RNA, 2158 nt
Organism: Camelina sativa (false flax)
Lineage: Eukaryota; Viridiplantae; Streptophyta; Magnoliopsida; Brassicales; Brassicaceae
Source: RefSeq, a predicted model, not a curated record